This is a messenger RNA of Tilletiaria anomala UBC 951, 572 nucleotides long. RefSeq lists its product as uncharacterized. NCBI's taxonomy places the organism in Eukaryota, Fungi, Basidiomycota, Exobasidiomycetes, Georgefischeriales, Tilletiariaceae. The record is from RefSeq and is a predicted model, not a curated record. The transcript has a single exon. The coding region runs from base 202 to 474 and encodes 90 amino acids.
CUCGACUGUGUAUAUAUAUUCACAGCGCCCAUCUCACUUGCAAUUGCACCAUACGAUGUGCCUCGCCUCGCGUCGACAUCCUCAUUCAGAGUCAGUUGCCCGACUCACAUACACUGGCAUUACUGCAGACGACACAUGACUCCUUCACUAUCACAUUGCGGUGGAGAGCCGGUGGUACCCUCAACCCUAGGAAAUCAAUGCAUGGCUGUGGCGGCGACCACAGCCCGCACGGGCGCGCCGCCUGGGACGCCUUCGCCUUCUGUAAUAUUUGUGGGCACGUCGCAGGUCGUGUCUGCGCAAGCAGAGCAAAGCAAAAAUCCAUGGUAUCUAUGCAACUCGCUGAGGCAUGACACGUUGUCCUUUGCGAGCAUCAAGCGGGUCGAUUCACCUUCUCGCGGCUCGCUUUCAACCGCUUGCAAUGGUUCUGCAAAUGCCCCGCAAAUUGGUUCCUUUCCUUUGGGAAGUGGCGGUUGACAAGUUCACAGAUCCAGGCCCUCCUUCACAGGCCUUGUUUCUGCCUAGCGAUCGCUGCACAUGCUGUAUUUUCUUUCGCUCCUCUUUAGAAUAGUAAC